AUGUCCGAACCUCAGAUCGCCCCAUAUGGAGAAUGGACGAGUCCAAUCACCGCGGGUCACUUAUCCAGCGGAAGCGUCCAUCUCGAAGGCAUCCAGACAAACCCCUCAACUGGUCAAAUAUACGCUCUUGAGUCCCGCCCCGCAGAAGGCGGCCGACACGCAAUCGUCGAGAUCCUCGCAUCAACGUCAACAUCACCGUCGACUCGCGAUGUCCUCCCGGCGGGGUACAACGCCAUGGGCGCGAUCCACGAAUACGGCGGCGGCUCAUUCCUCGUCUACCCGGACGAAGAUACUGUCCUCUUCACAGACUAUCCUCGCAACGGCAUCUUCUCGCUGAACCCGAGAUCUGGAGAGGUUACGACAAUCGUCCCCCCAAAUCCACAUAUCCGCUACGGAAACUUCCACGUCUACCCAAAGAGGCACGAGUGGAUCCUUGCCGUACGAGAAACGCAUGGUCCGCGGGGCGCAGAUGAGAAUAGCGUCGUCGCCAUCCACGCUCUGACAGGGGAAGUGUCCACCGUCGCCCAGGGCGCGGACUUUUACCAGCAUCCGCAGUUUAGUCCCGAUGGGAGGUAUGUCUCCUGGAUUCAGUGGAAUCAUCCUGAUAUGCCGUGGACGGGGAGCGUUCUGCAUGUUGCGGUGUGGGAGGCGCGGAGGGUUCUUACGGAUAUGGAGACUAUUGUCGUCGCUGGCCAGCCUGGAGCGGAGAGUAUCUGUCAGCCGAGAUGGGGGCCGGAUGGGACGUUGUUUUUUGUUAGUGAUAGGAGUGGGUUUUGGCAGCUUUAUCGGUGGGACGCCACUGGGUCUGGAACUGGGGUAGAGAUUGAGGGAGAGGUGAAGAUGAUUGAGUUGAAGGGUUUAGAGUGUGCAGAGUUUGGAAGUCGGGAGCCUUGUCUUGGGAAUUGCACGUAUGUUCUUCUCGAUGAGAACACGCUCGUUGCAUCGGCAGUCCAGAAUGCGACCGCCAAUCUCGUUAAGAUCGAUCUGAGGAUAGAUACAUGGGAGGACCUUGACCUCCCCCUGGUCGACAUCCAGAAGAAUGCCCUCGCACCUCUCUCACCAACCUCCUUCGUUGUCAUAGGCAGCACGCGCACAUCCUCGCAAGCCGUCUACCAAGUCGACCUCGCAAAUGAUACGAAUCCAACCCUGAACCUAAUCUACACAACCACCACCAACCCUCUCCCGCCAUCUCUAAUCUCCCCAGCAACUCACAUAACCUUUCCCCGCAUCCACAGCCAAAGCCACAGCACCUCCAAACCCCUCCCAACGCACGCCCACGCAGUCUUCAACCCCCCGCUCAACCCCUCCUACACCGGUACCCCCAGCACUCUCCCCCCACUCCUUCUCUGGAUGCACGGCGGGCCCACAACCCACGUCCCCCCUUCCCUCGCUUUAUCUGUUCAAUACUGGACCUCCCGCGGCUACGCCUACGCAUCGCUAAACCACAUCGGGUCAACGGGGUACGGCCGGGCCUACCGCUCCGCGCUAAAUCAGCACUGGGGUGUAGAAGAUAUAGCCGAUGCAGCGAGUUGCGUGGCGUACCUCGCGGAGCAGAAGCUCAUCGAUAGAAACCGAGUCGGGAUCGUCGGCGAGAGUGCGGGCGGGUAUGCCGUCCUCCAGGCUCUGACUACAUACCCGGAUCUCUGGGCUGCCGGUAUAAGUCUGUAUGGGAUCUCGGAUCUCGCGGCGUUUGCGAGGAUCACACACAAGUUCGAGUCGAGGUAUAUCGUCAGCCUUGUUCUGGGCUUUGGGGGUGAAGCCUGGUCCGAAGAGAAGAGGGAAGAGGUAUAUCGGUCUCGGAGCGCGGUGUAUUUUGCCGAUAGGGUGAAAGCUCCGCUUUUCUUGCUCCAGGGGGAUGAAGAUACGAUUGUUCCUCUCGAGCAGGCGGUGCAGAUGAGGGAUGUGCUGAGGGAGAAAGGGAAGGGCGUUGAGAUGGUUGUUUUUGAGGGGGAGGGACAUGGGUGGGCAAAAGGGGAGACUAUCAAGAGAUCCCUCGAGUUGGAAGAGGAGUUUUGGGGGAGAAUGUUACUGUGA
Messenger RNA from Aspergillus calidoustus, 2034 nucleotides. The record is from the annotation of a GenBank genome assembly. Lineage: Eukaryota; Fungi; Ascomycota; Eurotiomycetes; Eurotiales; Aspergillaceae.